Chelmon rostratus (copperband butterflyfish) is the source of this 1103-nucleotide messenger RNA. RefSeq names its product RAD52 motif containing 1 (gene rdm1). Gene Ontology annotation, cellular component: nucleolus. The record is from RefSeq and is a predicted model, not a curated record. Gene Ontology annotation, molecular function: RNA binding. The transcript is spliced from 8 exons. NCBI's taxonomy places the organism in Eukaryota, Metazoa, Chordata, Actinopteri, Chaetodontiformes, Chaetodontidae. The coding region runs from base 54 to 851 and encodes 265 amino acids.
CCUUAGCGGAAGCCCGGUAAACUGUUUGGCGGAAUGUGAGAAGAAACGGUGUGAUGGAGGUAGACGUCCUGGAGUUCCUGGUUCCUGUGGAGAACAAUAAGACCCUGUUUGUGUGGGACAUUGAUCCGUGUCAUACUGAGGCUCAAAUCUAUGACGGGCUGCACUCUGUGUUCUCGUCUUUCGGUCCUCUCUACCUGCUGAAGGUGUGUCCCAACGCUCCGCUCAGCCCGCCCGGCUUCUACGCCCUCAUCAAGUUCUACUCUGCUGCUCAGACCUCGAGGGCUCAACGGCAGACUGACGGACGCUCGCUGCUCCAGAGCUCUCCACUCAAGGUUAGGCUGAGCUCCAAACAGACUCCUCACUUCCUGUCUGACAGCAGAAGACCUCUAAGCCACGCCCACUGCGUGGAACUGGCCAAUCACUGCUUGGGAUUCAAUGGCUGGACCUCUGACAUCAUCACACUGAAGGAGCUCACCAAUGAAGAAGAGGAGGAGGAGGAGGAGGAGGAGGAUGGAGGCAGAUGGAGGAGGCUGAGGUUUGGCUGUGUGCUGCAGCUCUCCUUCCCUCAUCACAGACAGACGACCAGAGCAGCAGCGGUGGUGGAGGACAGCUUCACCUGUACAGGUCCAGAUGUUCUGCUACAGAAACGCUGUAAACUACUGAAGCAGGUCAGAGAGAAGGCUCUGGUCCAGGCCUUCGCCACAGUACUACUCAUACUACUAGGUAACGGUAAAGUGAUGGUGGAGGUGAAACAGACCUCAGAUCAGGUCCAAGCAGAGCAGACUGAAGGAGUUCUUCAGGUACUGCCUGCAUACUCUUGCCACGUGAGGCCGGGCAUUGCCGUGCAUUAGGAGGAAACCAGGACCUACUGCACCAGUGUAGGGUCUGACAAUGGGUUCAAGGAUUUCAUCUCGAUACCUUAUGGCAGUCAGAGCACCAUUUCCUAGGCAGUAGAGGUCUGUGCGUCCCUCCAUGGAUAUGCCUCCCCAGACCAUCACUGACCCACCACCAAACCUGUCAUGUUGAACGACGUUGCAGUCAGCAUAGCGUUCUCCUUGUCUUCUCCAGACUCUUUCACGUCUAUCACAGGUGCUCAGGGUGAA